Molecule: messenger RNA, 888 nt
Organism: Monoraphidium neglectum
Lineage: Eukaryota; Viridiplantae; Chlorophyta; Chlorophyceae; Sphaeropleales; Selenastraceae
Product: myo-inositol-1(or 4)-monophosphatase
Exons: 6
Coding region: 1-888 (295 amino acids)
Biological process (GO): phosphatidylinositol phosphate biosynthetic process; inositol metabolic process; signal transduction
Molecular function (GO): inositol monophosphate 1-phosphatase activity
Source: RefSeq, a predicted model, not a curated record
AUGGCAGAUAUCGAUCUGGACGCAGCGCUCCGCGUCGCUGUGGAUGCGGCGCGCGUCGCCGGCGCGAUCAUCGCCGACGCGUGGGGCAACGGCGCGAAGGGCGAAGUAACAAAGUCAUCCCACGUCGACCUCGUCACAGAGACGGACAAGAAGUGCGAGGAUGUCAUCCGCACGCGCCUGAUGGAGGCGUUCCCGGCGCACAGCUUCAUAGGGGAGGAGGAGGCGGCGGAGGCCGGCGGUGCUGUGACGCUCACCGACGAACCCACAUGGAUGGUGGACCCCCUCGACGGCACCACCAACUUUGUGCACGGCUACCCCUUCAGCUGCGUGUGCGUGGCUCUGGCAGUCAAACAGGAGCCGGUGGUCGGGGUGGUGUAUAACCCCAUACUGCAGGAGCUGUUCACGGCCAGGCAAGGCGGCGGCGCGUUCCGCAACGACCGGCCGAUACGUGUCAGCGGCACCACGGACCUGCGGCAGGCCCUGGUAGGUACAGAGAUCGGCACAACGCGCGACGCGGAGACCGUCGAGGCCAUGCUUGACCGGGUCAAACAGCUGACCGCGGCCUCCAGAAGCCUGCGCUGCUGCGGCUCCUGCGCGAUGAACAUCUGCGGCGUCGCCUGCGGCCGGCUCGACGCGUUUUACGAGAUCGGCUUUGGCGGCUGCUGGGACGUGGCGGCCGGCGCCAUCAUCCUGAGGGAAGCCGGCGGGCAGCUGCUCGACCCCAGCGGCGGGCCCUGGCACGUUAACAGCCGGCGCGUGCUGGCGGCCAACGCGCACUUGGGGCCCGCGGCGGCCGCGGUGCUCAAGGGAUGCAAAGUCAGCAGCAAGGAACCGGCCGCGCCGGGGGAGGCGGACGCCGCCGCCGCGGCUGCCGACUGGAGCGUGUAA